Limulus polyphemus (Atlantic horseshoe crab) is the source of this 633-nucleotide messenger RNA. Its product is annotated as MKL/myocardin-like protein 2. The transcript has 2 exons. The annotation marks the transcript as partial. NCBI's taxonomy places the organism in Eukaryota, Metazoa, Arthropoda, Merostomata, Xiphosura, Limulidae. The record is from RefSeq and is a predicted model, not a curated record.
CUUACCAAUUUACUUUCUGUAUUGUUGACAGCAACAGACUGGGGACCAAUCUUCCAGUGAGAGCUCAUCGUCAUCUCAAACUCACUGUAAGCAGUCUCAUCCUCAAGACAGUAACAACAUACCCCAACAAGGCCUUUCAAAGCUAGAAGAUAUGAAGGUGAGUGACUUGAAAGCUGAAUUGAAGAGACGUAACUUGCCAGUGUCAGGGGCAAAACCCCAACUUAUUGAAAGAUUAAAGCCCUAUUCUGACUCAGCCAUAAGUUCCUGUACGACUUCUUCACCAAGUGACAUUUCCACCGUGAGCUCAAAUGCUAUGCCAGCACCAGUCAGUGUGGGUGGUGCCCUUGUGUCUCCAGCUCUCCAUCAAACUACCAAAAGUGAAACUCAGCCCAUGUCUCCCCCAGUAUCCAUGGAUACUACCAUUACUGUGGCUGCUUUUCACACAUGUGAACCCACAGUUGGGAUCUAUCAAUUAUCCAAUGGAAUACAACAGUCACAAUCAUCAGUAGUUCCAAUGGACAUCGACACAAAUGUCACCACAGAUCCAAUGGAAGUAGGAGAAAAUGCACCUAAAGAGGACAUAGUACAGUUUCAGCAGAAACGUAUUGAGGAACUCCAGUGGGAGCUUCAAAG